UUCUAUUCAAAAACAAAUCAAAUCUGCGCUGUUCUUAAAAUCAUCUUCGGCAGUGUAUAUUUAUUUCUUAAUCAAUUCCUUUUGCCUUCUAUGAUACGUAGAUAUGCCAAUUUGUUAAAAAUCUAGUGUUUUGUUAUUUUGGAAUAGUUUUUAGUGUAUGUGAUUUGUGUAUAUAGGACUCGAAGUUACGUCUUACCAUGACAUAAGUAAUCGCAAUAUUUUAAAACCUUUAGGUUUAUACUAUUAUUAAACUAAAAUGGUGUUUGAAUCGAUAGUUGUUGAUGUCCUUAAUAGAUUUCUCGGAGACUACGUCGAGAAUUUAAACAGGUCUCAGUUAAAGUUAGGAAUAUGGGGCGGCGACGUAGUGCUAGAAAACUUAAUAUUGAAGCAAAAUGCAUUGGAAGAACUCAACAUCCCUGUCCAGACAGUUUAUGGACAUCUAGGAAAACUUGUCCUUAAAAUACCAUGGAAGAAUUUGUACGGCGCUUCAGUAGAAGCGACGAUCGAACGACUCUUCUUGAUUGUAAAUCCAUCUGCUGAAAUCAAAUAUGAUCCGGAAAAAGAAGAGAAGAUGGCGUUAGCGUCGAAGCAAGCGGAGUUGGCGAGAGUUGAAGAAGCCAAGAAGAAAGAAGCACAAAAAGAUCAGAACAAACUAGAUGAGACCUUCGUUGAGAAGUUGGUUACACAGAUAAUCAAGAAUGUGCAAUUGAAAAUAACUGAUAUUCACAUAAGAUACGAGGACAGUAUAACGAAUCCCAAAGCACCCUUUUCUUUUGGAAUCACGUUACAUAACUUGUCUGUACAUACUACUGACGAAAACUGGAAGCAAGCAGUUAUUCAAGAAGCUGUCACCAAAAUAUUUAAGAUAUUGGAUUUGGAAGGAUUAGCUAUUUAUUGGAAUCCAGCCACAGAGUUGUAUUCAAAGUCCGAAGCGCAAGAUAUUAAGGUCAGGCUACAGAAUGAGAUCGCAACGAAAUCAUCACAACCUUCAUCUUAUAAAUACGCAUUGGGACCAAUUAACGCCACGGCCAAGUUAAAAUUAAAUCCCAAGCCGGAGGGCGACACACCAAAGUUCAGCAUACCUAAGGUGAUACUGAGCCUUCACAUGGAACAGUUGUCCGUCAGCCUCACCAAGGAUCAGUACCAAGAUAUGAUGCUUCUUGCCGACUCUAUGGACAGGAUGAGCAAGGGAGCCCCCUACAGAAAAUACCGUCCCGAUGUAAGGAGUUACAAGAAUCAUUACAAGCAAUGGUGGCAUUUCGCGUACACUUGUAUAUUAGAAGACGAGGUGAGACGUCGUCGUAGGAACUGGGAGUGGACGCACAUGUUGAACCAUCGCCGGCUCUGCAAGGACUAUGCCAGCGCGUACCAGUGCAAACUUACCAAUAAGGGGAAAGUCUCCACUGAACAGAAUAACAUCAUCUGCCAAGCUGAGAAAUCACUAGAUCUACUCAACUUGGUAGUCAUCAGACAGAGGAUAGAAAUGGAAGUGGAAAGAUUAGGUAAACUGGAAGAAGAAGCACGUAAAUCUCGUGGCUGGUUUGGCGGCUGGUGGUCGAGAGGCAGUUCCAAGGAUGAAGAACUUACUGAAGGAACAGCUAUAAUGAAACAGUUCGAGAAGGCGAUGACUGUUGAUGAGAAGGAAAAGCUGUUCCGCGCGAUCGACUACCAGGAGAAAGUCGAUGUUCAAAUGAAAUCGUUCACCGUGUCCGGCGUGCAGCAAGGCGAGAUUGUGCCUCAGUUGGUCACCUCCAAGGAAGUUGCACAAGACGCGAAUUUGUUGAAUGUUGUAUUCGAAACGAACCCAUUGGACGGCAAGUGCGACCAGCGCGUGCAGGUGCUAGCGCGGCCGCUGCAGAUUGUUUACGACGCGCAGACCGUCAUCGAGAUCGUCAACGUCUUCAAACCUCCCACCGAGUCCACCGCACUCACCACUUUACAAGCAGCAGCGGGUAACAAAUUGUCCGAUUUAAAAGAAAAAUCAGCAUUGGGAAUGCAAUAUGCAGUACAUCAUCAUACGUUCAUCGAUUUGGAUAUAGAUAUUGCAGCCUCGUAUAUUAUUGUGCCACAAACUGGUAUAUACAGAGGUGAUGAGGCGUGCGUGGUGGUGAAGCAUUCUGCAUUUACUUCAAAUAAGGUUACAAUAGUGAUAGCGUGUGCACAAGAGGAGUGGCAGACGGCGAUAGGGUCGGAUGUGGGUACGCCGCUGCACCUGUUGCAGCCCACCAACCUCACCAUACAGAUACACAAGUGUCUCAUCACUGACGACCCUCGCAUGCCCAAAAUCAAGGUUCGCGGAGAACUCGAGAAGAUCGCCAUCUCGGUCUCAGAGGACAGGCUGUUAACUCUAUGCGAAAUAUUAGUAAGCAUGCCUUUGCCACAAUCUGAAGAGACGACCCAAUUAAAGAUAUUUUGCUACAAAUUUGCGUAUACCGUGAGUGGGCAAGUGCUUGACUAUCCGCUCUUUGGUGAUCCUCGCACCGACCCUAUUGCGGCCAGUGAUUCGAAGGCAUCAAGUCUGUCAUUGCUGAAGUAUCUAGACCCAGCAGAGAAACAGAAAAGAGACACAGCGCGCUCCAAGCAAAGGAAAACUGACGAACAAUCUGUCCAGCUCACUGAAGUGGAGGCUUUCUUUAUUAUGAAAGAAUUAAUUCUAAGUGUGAACCGCAAGAUAUCAGCACAGUCGCGUGGAUACGACAAGUUCUUAGUAUUCUCGCUGCAACUGCUGGAGCUGACGGCGACGCAGAAGACGUUCACGCUGGAGGCGACGGUGAGGCUGGGCGCUGUCAACAUGCAGCACCACAGGACCGGGCACCGCAUCAUCAACAUGAUAGAGACACCUGAAGUGCCUGACGUCACUGAUGCUGCAUUGACCAAUCAGUAUUUGUUCGCGGUCACUUAUCGUAAUGUUGACAAGAAAUGUCCAGAAUUCAGAAGUCACUACGGAUCUAUCGAGCAACUGAUUGAAUUAGAUUUUACGACUCUCAAACUGUUGUUACAUCUGCAAGGGCUGCAAGAGAUACUAAUAAUUGCCAACGAAUAUCAGACUCGUUUACAAAACAUCCAAAGCAAAGUUGACAGAUACGCUAAUGCAGGUCCUUUGGAAACUAUUAUGGAAGAUGAAGAAUUUUCUGUAGCCAAAUCUAAAGCGAGUGUGUCGAAGCCCGCGCGCCGCAAGCAGAUCGAAAGCAUCCAGCUGAAGGUGAAUGUGAAGAUCGGCGCGGUGGAGAUUGGGUUCGCGACGGAGCGGCGGCCGCUCGCCGCGCUGCGGCUGCAGGGCGCCGGCGCCGGCCUCGUGCUCAAGCCCUCCUACACGCAGCUCGACUGCGCGGUCGCCUCCAUCAAGGUCGAAGACCUCAACCCUGAGACUAUACAUAGAGAGAUUUUAAAAGUACUAGGAGGUGACGUCAUCAACGUUCAAAUAGUGAUGUACAACCUGGAGCAGUACCCGAACGUUAGCGAUGUUAACAUGUCGAUAGACGCGCAGAUCAACUGCUUGCGUAUCGUCUUCCUCAACUGGUUCGUCACAUCGAUGCUGGAGUUCCUGAAUAACUUCCAAACGGCUCAGCAAGCGAUCAUCGAGGCAUCAUCUCAGGCGGCGGACGCGGCGCGCGCUAACGUGCAGACUGCGUACCAGAACCUGACGAAGCUGUCGCUGAAGGUGCGCCUCGCCGCGCCCAUCAUCCUGGUCCCGGAGAACUCCGCCAGCCGCCGCGCCGUGCUCGUCGACCUCGGCCGCAUGACCCUCAACAACAAGUUCGUCGACCUGCCCGUUGCCGACGUGAGCAACAAAGUGACGGUAGACGAGCUGAUGCUGGAGCUGGAGGAUAUGAAGCUGUCGUGUGUGGAGCUGCGCGCGGAGCAGCUGGACGUGCUGCACGAGCGCAAGCUGCUGCGGCCCACCAGCUUCAAGCUGUUUGUGAAGCGCAGCUUGUCGCAGUGGUACGACACGCUGCCGGACCUCGACAUCUCCGGCAGGAUGAACACCAUCGCGAUAACCGUAGGGCACAGCGAUUACAAGAGUAUUAUGAAGAUCCUGAAUCAGAAUCUCCAAGAAGGUCAAACGAAGACUGAAGACACGAAAGCUGCUCAGACGAUGCCCAAAGCUACUUCUAAAGUAGGCGUGAAGAUACAGGUCAGCAAGGCGCAGGUCAAGUCCAUGUCGGCUCCUGUCACCCCCGUCGAAGACAAGAAACCUAGGACGACUAUUAAAUUUGCAUUCACUAUGGAUAGCUUUGUUAUCGACCUUUUGAAUACCACUGCUUCGGUCGAGAAUCCAUCAAACAGUUUGGACGUGGAUUUGGCGCGGUUCUGCCUGGCGCUGCUGUCGGUGAAGGGGCGCAUGUUCUCCGACGGCUCGCUGCACACCUCCGUGCUGCUCGUCGACUGCACGCUGGACGACACGCGCCCCGGCAGGGGGGCUAAGAUUACACGGUAUCUGGAAAGACGACGUGAUAACCAGGAAGCGUUGUUAGAACGGACGCAGGAAUCGACUGCGAUUAUGGAAGCAAAUGAUAAAAUUCGCAGCAUGAUCGAUAUUACAUACACAAUGAAGAACUCUGACACAUUCAUUGACAUGAGAAUAUUCAGUUUCAAUCUAAUCCUGGCAAUGGACUUCCUGAACAAGAUCGCAGAGUUCAUGACUACGGGCUUGGCGGAAGACGCGCCUGACGCCGCUGACCUCAAGCUCCGCCCCAACGCAGACAAAUCCACAGACAAUGCCACUUUACAGAGGCGGAAGACGAUGACGAGCACGGUGGCGGUGGAGCCAGCGCAGAAGCCGUCCAUGAUGACCGUCAAUAUAAAGAUUGAGCAGCCAGACAUCAUCCUGGUGGAGUCGCUCGAGCAGAAGCAAUGCGACGCUCUAGUGCUCAAUCUGUACAUGGAGUCGACGUGGGCGAUGCAGGUGUCGUACUACAACAUCGGGCGCGCGGUGUGGGAGCCGCUCAUAGAGCCCGUCGAAGUGCUCAAGGACUCGCAGUACCGACACGUGCCCUGGGAACUCAAGAUGGAGGUUGUAAUGAGGCCACAAGAAGCGCACACAGCAAUCGACACGACGGACGAGGCGGCUAACCUGGCGGUGGUGGCGCAGCGGCAAGCCAACAAGACUAUCACCAUCUCCAGCAGCGAGCCAUUGGAGAUCACCAUCACCAGGACCGGCAUGGAGGUGCUGACACAACUCGGUAAUUCGUUCGCCGCUGCAGUAGCCACUGAAGCCGACACCACUAUAGUCGCCAAGGCCAAAGUUGAUGAUAUCACUAAAAAGGAAUAUUUGGGCGCUCCGUACGUUCUGCACAACUGUAUCGGCCUAACAGCAAAGCUCUUGCUUCAGAACAACAAAGAUUUCUCUGUCUUCCUCACAGAUGAACAUAAGUCCAGUGAUUAUAGGGAAGUUGUGCUAGAGCCCGGCGCAUGCGUUCCUUUGCAACUGAAACAUGGCGGUCUCAAUUUGAUGAAACUUAACGAACCGCCACCGCCUCUUAAAUUAAACGUCAAGAUAGUAGAGCUAGAGGAAGAGGUUAUAAUCCCGGUGGAGCGCGCGGACAAGCGGUACUUCGCUUUGGGGCGGAGACACUCUGCGUCUCGCGGAGCUUCGGGUGCGGGUGCGGGCACGUUAGAGAAGCACGUGCCGCACGCUGCCGCCGUCGAGCCGCGCGGACUCAUCUCCGACGUAGUGAUGCAGGACGCCGCCCUGCAUAUAUACAUGCGAAGCAUCGUACAAGUAAUAAACAGUUUGUCAGUGAACGUGUCGGUGUACUACAUGACGCUGAGCGGCAACGAGGUGCGGCUGCUGGGCGAGGUGAAGCCGGCCGGCGUGCUGCGCCUGCCGCUGCAGGCCGUGCACACGCCCACCGCUGAAUUAUUCUUCUCCGUUGAAGGUUUCACAGUAUCAGUAUCGCCAUUCAUUUGGCGCGAAUUGCAGAACGAAGUGACUAUAACAAAACUAUUGCAAUGUGACUCAAAGGAUAAGACUAGCGGGGAAAAGUUCUAUCUUAAGGCUGUAGGCAGUAUGGAGCAGGUAUUCUUCGAGCACUCCAACCGGCACACGUUCGCGUCCUCGUGCUACGAGGUGGUGCUGAAGCCGGCUGUGAAGCUGCAGAACUGCCUGCCGGUGGACAUCAUCGUGUCGCAGCUCGGCCUCAAGCGCACGCAAGUCUUCAAGCCCGGGGAGAUGUUCCAUCUGUCACAUCUAGCGCCCAACAGAGCCUCCAUUGUUGUUAUGAUACAAAGCUAUUUAGACAAAUGCUGGGUAUGCACCAAGAAUUUGCCCGACGAGGAGACGGAGCUAUCCGUGUGGUCUUUCGAGUCUCACGACAGUCCGGCUGUGAUGACCCUGGACCUGGGAGUGCACAGCAGUGACUCGGAGGGCACGCAGGUCCUCUCCCUCUACUGCCCCUUCUGGAUGCUCAACAAGACCGGCUUCACGCUCUGCUACAGGAAAUCAAAGAAACCAGAAAAAGACUCCAGCUCACCCAAUAAGAUUGCAAAUUCACGUUGCUGUGAUUUAGUUAAACGUCACUCGUCGUGCUCGAAUGCUGAUGAAAUGGGCAAUGUAAUCUUCCAUCCGAAAGAUUACAAGGAGCCGAUACUAUUUUCGUUCCGCGCUAAGAACUUCUUCGGCAAGAAGAAGGCGGCGAUCAGAGUGGAGUUCGGGGAGUGGUCGGACAAGUUCUCUCUGGACGUGCCCGGCAGCUCCGGAGUUGUAGUGUGUAGGAAUGAGGGCAGGACUUACCAGGUGGCAGUUACGAACCAGUUGACUUUCAACAGUUUAACGAAGAUGGUGAUAUUCACACCGUUCUUCCUCAUCAUAAACGAGGCGCCCUUCGCUAUACAGUACCAGGAGCUGCACAGAUCCGGCGAUCCUUGGAGAGAGGUGGCAGAAAAGUCGAGUUCAGCUCUGUGGCCGGUGGUGGAGCGCGAGGACAAGCUGCUGCUGCUGCGCGUGGCGGGCUCCGCGGAGCACGCCGCGCCCUUCCUCUACACCGAGCAGCACACCGUCUGCCUCAAGCUUAACAACGAGUACGGCGGUCUGCACGUGGAGGUGCAGCUGAGCGAGGGCGGCACGUACGUGACGGUGCGCCAGUACCGCGACGGACACGCGCCCGCGCUCCUCGUCAACUUCUCCCCCCACCCCAUAGUCGUCUACGAGCGGGAGAACGUCAACGUCAAAAAAAUACCGCCGAUGCAUCGCAUGCUGUUCACGUGGGAUAAUCCAGCGGGACCUCGCAUUCUAGUAUUCGAAGGCCAUAAGAAGAGUGAAAUAUACAAUGAUCUAAGAAAGGACGGCAUUGGAGAAUUUAUGAUAAACGAGACGGAGCGCAUGUCGUGGGUGUCGUUCCUGGACGGGCUGCAGCGCGUGGUGCUGGUGACGGGCGACGCGCUGCUGGCGGCGGGCGCGCACACGCUGGGCGAGGCGGAGCCGCUGCGCACCGAGCUGGUGCUGGCCAUGCACGGCCUCGGCCUCUCCCUCGUCAACGACACCGAGGCCCUCGAGAUCGUAUACGUCAGCAUAUCCAAUUCUGGAAAGGAAGCCUACCAGCGCUACAUCACUGAGAAGAUGGUCAGCGAUGAACCUGUUCCGUGUAGAAUAUUAAUCGAUGAAAAGAUGGAGAUAGGUAUGAAGCCGUUCAUCGAGGUGUCGAUAGUGGAGCGCAUAAUGGAGCACAGCAAGGUGCGCCAGUACAAGUACUACAAGGUGCUCAUCCAGGAGUUCCACGUGAAGGUGGACAUGGGCCUCAUCAACGCGCUCAUGGGCAUGUUCCCGCAGCGCCUGCUCACUGAACAGGAGGCGUUGGAGGCGUUCCAGCUGGACAUGGAGCGCGCGGGGCAGCCGCUGGAGGCGCUGGCCGCGCUCGGCGCCGCCUCCGACCAGAAGAACUUCUACGACAACUUGCACUUGUCACCGCUUAAGGUCCACGUAUCAUUUUCGUUGGGCGGUGCGACACAACUUCCCACGUUCGUAGGAACGUUGCUGCAAAGUAUUGGCGUCACAUUGACUGAUAUGAAUGAUGUCGUCUUCAAGUUGUCAUACUACGAGAGGAACUAUGAGUUCCUGUCGCAGAAGGAGCUGAUCAGUCAAGUGCAGAGCCACUACACGGGCCAGGCGCUGAAGCAGCUGUACGUUCUGGUGCUGGGGCUGGACGUCAUCGGCAACCCCUACGGCCUCGUUAUCGGACUCAAGAAAGGAGUCGAGGAUCUCUUCUAUGAACCUUUCCAAGGAGCGAUCCAGGGUCCGGGCGAGUUCGCGGAGGGGCUGAUGCUGGGCGUGCGGUCGCUGGUGGGGCACACGGUGGGCGGCGCGUAUCAUAGUUUUGUUGUCUCAGCUUGUGUAAUACAAAGUGCACGGUACGGUAGGGCGGCGGACCUGUCGGAGGAGGUGCGCAAGCGGCGCGCGGCGCGCUACCUGCCGCCCGACGCCGGCGUGCGGCCCUACUCCCGCCUGCAGGCUGAGGGCUACAAGAUGCUCUCCGAAUUGGAAAAGGGCAAGUUCGUGAGCACGGACACGUACGAGGCGCACGUGUGGGUGAUCGCGGGCAAGGAGGCCGUCAUGUGCACCGACAAGCGCCUGCUCUACCUCGAGCGGAACAACGUCUUCGGCGGCUGGCAGAUCGUGUGGACUUACCUGUGGUCGGAGAUUCCUGAAAUCCCAACAGCGGUUAGCAAGGGAGUCUACAUACCGACUGCAAAAAAGAAAGUGUUGGGAAUGUUCUCGAGCUCUGGUUCCGGCAAAGUGAUAUUCCUGUACGACGAGCAACAGAAGCGCUAUCUCCUAGCGCAGUGCGAGCGCUUGAUGCGAGCGCCGCGUUGACAUGAGCUCGUAGAAGGAACGUCGCGCCGCGCGCCGGCCGACUUCUUUCUACUUCUGGACCGCACCACGCUGCUGCUGACGCUGCACGCGCUCGCCUACCACUUCAAUCUGCACCAUCUACACCUGACAGGCUUCCGCUGAACUACAUAUUAACGUACAAGGUAACCAAAAUUUGUUAAAAAAAUAUCAUCUAAAUUUAUUUGUUACAUUCUUGAUGAGAUUAGUUCUUAAUCUGGCUAUAAUUUAUAUGGUCAAGAAAUGUAACAUUUGAUAAUUUUUAUUUUACGUAGCAAUGAGAUUCGAUUUCGUCUUUUAUUUUGGUUACCGUGUACUUUUAUUGUCUUGCUGACUGUACCUUAUGUAACGGGCUAUAUAACCGUGCUAUUUGUGUUAUUUACAGCAACGUACAAAUGCAAGUGCUAUAUACUGGUGUAAUAUAUAAAGUGUGUUCAUUAUCUGUGGAUUGUAGUUGCGUACGGACUUUUUUCAACCAAUUUAAUACCUCUUACUUUAAUGUUAUAUUCUAUAUUUUCUAUAGUUAUUAACGGUAUGUGUAAUGUGUAACAGUAGGUAUGUAGGAUACCACGUGACAAUUUAUCAAAUGUGAUUAUAACCAUAAUGCAUUUAUACAUACGUUUGUAAUGUUUACAAGAUUUUUGUAACUUUUUUCUUAUAACGAUUUUGUCUUCCGUUGUUUUUAAUGUUUUCUGUAUCGUAGGAAAUUAAAAACUUAUUAGAAAUCAAAAUUUUGAUUCUAUUGUUUGAAAUUAAGAUAUUUAAAAAUGUUAAAACCAUGUGUUAAGUUAAGUAAGUAAUAUUAUAGUUCUGUUUCAUGUUUGCUCUUUGUUAAAAUCCGUUAAAUUUAUUAUUAUUUUCGCUAUGAUACAAUUUAUUUAAAAACUAACAACACUUUUUGUAUAUUAGGAAAAUAUUGAAUAUUUGUUACAUUUUGUCUCUUUUAAACUAUGCACAAAUAUUUCUAAAGCGACGACUCACAUACAAAAACUGAAAAAAGUGUGUUUUUAAUUUUUAUUACUUUGUAUAAUUUAAUUUUUUGAACCUAAGAGUACAAACAUUUGAUAAAGUUAAAUUAUUUUCUUAAAAGAGUCGAAUGAAGUUUUGUUCGUUUUGGAAAAACCAGUGCCUUACAUAAGUAAUGCUUUAAACGUGCUUGUGUGUUUCGUAAGUGUUUGUGUCGCCAUAUUUUUUCCAUAAAGUUUAAUAAAUUGUUAAAUUUGUUUGAAAGUUAAAUGUUUAUAUGAAAACGAUUAACAAUGUGCCAGUGUUACCUUUGUACUUUGCUUUUUGCACGAUUUACUUUUGGACUUAAUCUUUAUUUGUCCAGCUUUUGUUUUAUAUAUAUA
Papilio polytes (common Mormon) is the source of this 10173-nucleotide messenger RNA. It is a transcript of the gene Vps13, whose product is annotated as vacuolar protein sorting-associated protein 13C. Bases 257 to 8809 code for a protein of 2850 amino acids. Gene Ontology annotation, biological process: protein retention in Golgi apparatus; protein targeting to vacuole. The record is from RefSeq and is a predicted model, not a curated record. Lineage: Eukaryota; Metazoa; Arthropoda; Insecta; Lepidoptera; Papilionidae. The transcript is spliced from 59 exons. Gene Ontology annotation, cellular component: extrinsic component of membrane.